AGAUUCCCAGCAGACCCCAUUCAGUUUAAAUAGAGCUUUGUGAACCACAUGGAGAGACAGAGCUGUCUGGAGCGCCGAGACUUCUUCAUCUCGAAAUUGUUUGGACUUUUGAGGUAUUUCUGUUUCACCAAAAUGGAUGUGAUUUCCGGGAUGCAGAAGAUGUCAGUGGUGCAGCCGCCAGCGGGAAGGGGUGCGGUGUGUCUGACAUGUAAAGGGAUCUGCUCUGGAUUCCAGCCACAUUCCUGGAGCAAAGCUUGCACUCAGUGUCACUGCAGCCAAGAAGACCACGCACCCAGCUCGGAUCUCGAGGAUGACUAUAAAAUGGGCCGAUUGUUGGCGAACUCCAAGUACGCCCACCUGACCACCAAAGUGAAAGGUGGAGAUGGCCUGAGGGUCUACAAACGUAACCGCAUGAUCAUCACCAACCCUGUGGUGUCUCGCAAAGACCCCACCUUCAACACCAUCACCUAUGACUGGGCCCCACCUGGCCUGACUCAAAAACUGGCCAUGCAGUAUAUGGAGCUUCUCCCGGAGGAAAGGCGGCCCGUGGCGGGCACAGAAGGGGCGCUGUACAGGCGCAGACAGCUGAUGAGGCAGCUCCCUGCUUACGAUCAGGACCCGUCACAGUGCCACAGCUUGUCGGAGGCUGAAACCAAAGCUAUGGCUCAGUUUAUAAAAAGUUAUAAGGAGGAGGUGUUGGGAGUGGGGGAGGUGGCACUGCCAGGAGAGGGAGGAAUGCCCAGAGACAACAGUGGAAAACAGAAGAAUGGGAAAGAACAGCCAAACCCAGAGCCCACCACCAACGGCACGCUGGAAGAGAAUGGCAAGAAGAGUGAAUAUCACUGUAGCGGUUGUGGGCAGUUGGCAGCCCCGGACAGUCCCGUCGUGUACGCAGAGAGAGCGGGAUACGAGCGGCUCUGGCACCCUACCUGCUUUGUGUGUGUGGAGUGUGGCGAGGCGCUGGUUGAUCUGGUGUACUUCUGGAGGAAAGAGACUCUGCUGUGUGGCCGGCAUUACUGCCAGAGUCUGAAGCCGCGCUGCCCGGGCUGCGAUGAGCUGAUCUUCUCAGAGACCUGCCAUCAGGAAAAUGGCCAGGCUUGGCAUAAGGAGCAUUUCUGCUGCUGGCAGUGUGGCCAGAAUCUUCGCGUUCAGUGUGGCUGCACCAAAAAAACGCAAAAGUGAACGCACCAAGCUGAUGAACCAACCUGCUGAGUGGAAGCAGAAGGCCAGUUUGGAUAUACUGCAUCGUUUUUAGCCCAUUCUUCCGACCUGACGUGCCAUCCAGACUGUAUCUCCCUACUAUAUAUGAAUUAUAAAUAGGAAUAGAAAUGACGUCACACCAUUAAUUUAGACAGUGGUGGCAGUUAUAUCUAAAUAAAUAGUGUAUGUGUAAAGAGAGUGAACUUUUCAUUAGUUCAAGUGUAAAUCAUAAAACGCCUGAUCCUAACUAACCCCAACCCCACCCCACCCCCCCCCCCCACCCCAAAAAAAAAAAAAAAAAGCUCCAAGGUGGUUUUAGGAUGUUAUGGAGAAUUUGUAAAAAGAACGACCCACGCCUGAGUGUUUAGAGAAAAACCAUACUGCACUAAUGCUUCACGUCAUUAUAUAAUGCAGUCAUGGGUGCAACUUGGCUGAGAACGAGAGCUGAUGUGAUGAUGAACAUGAUGGACCUUUAGGGCUGAGACCUGUUUGCAUCAUACAUCUGGUUACCGCAGCACACGAGAGCACGUGGAUGACUCGUAGAUGAGCUGCGGGUUUGUCAGAAACAACCAGAAGUGAUUAGACUGUGAGCUCAAAGCAUAAAGUGACCCUGAUUUUCCUUCACUGGGUGACAGACAAGAUCGAAAUUUCAGACUCAGCAAACGAAACAGAAACAGAGAAAGAGAUUGUAGAAAACAGUUAACGCCAACUGUUUUGGUGCGAGGCAGAGGUUCUGGGCGGAGUGAAAGGUUCCAGCUUCCUCUCCAGCCGAGCUGUCUGGAGUUUCACAAGCGGCCGUUUGCUGGUGCUGUCAGAGAUAAAACAGGUCCUGUCUCGUAUAAGCAUGUGGGUAAGAGUUCAUGGAGUGAAUACAGCCUAUGUGCGAGGGCGUUUCACGCGAGUGUGUUUGUAAAUAUUUCAUAGCCCUGACACUUAGGGCCUGAGCUAGGAUUCCUGUAAUGGUGGGAGUGUUAGAUUGCAUAAAGCCACGAUUUAUAUUAAGUGUCCUUAAGUAUCAUAUAAAUAAUUAUCUAACAAUUUAUUUAAGUACAAAUGAUUAGAAUGAAGUACUUGUUAGUACUUGAUUUAUGUACGGUCCCUUCCGAAAUUAUUGGAAUAGCAUGGUCUAAGCUUUUUUUUUUUUUUUUUUUUUGCUGUAGAUUGAAGACAUUUUGGGUUUGAGAUCAACAGAUGAAUAUAGAAUUUCAGCUCAUAUUUCCUGGUGUGUGUGUGUGUGUGUGUGUGUGUGUGUGUGUGUGUGUGUGUGUGUGUGUGUGUGUGUUAAAUGACAUCGAACAGCACUUUUUGUUUCAGACCACCCAAUUUGUAUUCGAGCAAAAAUAUUAGAACAAGGUGUUUCUUGUUACCCAGCUGUGUCCUGUUAGAUUGAUUGAUUGUUUAAACAAUAACUAUCUCUGAACAUCUACUCUUGGUUUUAGUCUUCAGUUUCACCUGUGAAAACUGCAUUUGUUGUUAAAAAGGAAACACCAACAUGAAGAUCAGAGAGCGGUCUAUGGGAGAAAAGGAAGCCAUUUUGAAGCUGAGAAGAGAGAAAAUCUUUCGGUGUAUAGCACAAACAAAUGAACUGGCUAAAACUGUUCCAAUAGUUUCAGAAGGGACUGUACAUGAAAGUACUAGUCAACUGUUUAGAGACACUAAACUUUAUUAGGAACAUUCAAGGAGUUAUCCAGUCAGCCAGUAACGUCAGACGAGAGUAAUAGCCAGACUGGUUUAAGCUAACAGGAAGACUAUGGUAACUCAAAUAGCCGGUCUUUACGACCGCGGUGAGCAAAAAAGCAUCGCAGAACGCCUAACACAUAGAACCUUGAGGUCAGCCGGUCUACGUUGGGAGAAGACCACAGUAGAUUCCGGUUUUGCUGAAGCCGUGCCCGCUGUAGCCUCAGAUUCCUGUUUUUGGCUGACAGGAGUGGAACCCGAUGUGGUCUUCUACUGUUGUAGCUCAUCUGCCUCAGAAUGUGAUGUAUUGUGUGCUCUGAGAUGCUUUUCUGCUCACCACAGUUGAGACUGUUCUGUAUAAAGUGUACAUCAAACUCAUACCAUCUGGCAUCAGCAACUAUGACACGGUCACCAUAAAGCAGCAUUAAGUACAUCAAGUAUAUUUGUAAUACUUAAGGAUGCUUAAUAUAAAGUUUACAGUAUAAAACUGUGUGUGUGUGUUGAAGGAAAUCUUUAUUUCCCUGCCUACGAUGUUGAUCUCUCUGUGAGAUAUAAAAUCCAUCACAAUCAUCAGAUUUCUGCAACACCAGCCACAAGCAGCAGUCCUGGACUGGAACUGCGUCCAAGCCUGAGCAGUUUGGAUUUCUGGCAGUAAUGUAACCCAUAUCAUAUCGCUGCUGUUUUAAAUGUUUAUACAGAUGUUUCAGUUAAGCUUUAGAGAGAAAAUAAAUGCCUUACAUGUGAAAACGUGCCAGUUCCUGCUUAUUUUUAUUAUGAAUAUUAAGUUUCGUAUGGUUAAGAUUAAUGCGUUUGGAGAGAGAAUCAAAGUGUAGACGUGACAUCGCAUGGUUAUUUUUCUUUCACAAUGAUCUAGUACACAGUCCCUGAGGGCAACUCGAAACGGACGAUCUUUGAAACUGGAGAAGUUUAGAUAUCAAGGAUUGUUUGUGUUCGUAUUUAUUAAUGAUGUGAAAAUCAUAAACUUGUGCUCACCUUUUGGUAGAAUGUCGUCUCAUUGGAUUUGAGAUAAUAAAAAAAAUAAUAAAAAAGAGGAACGUGUUUUAUGCUGGUAAUUUAUGAAGGUGAUGUGUAUCCGUGAAUGUAGGGUAGUUCAUUAAAAAGGUACGAAAUGAUCUUUAGAACUGGAAUGUUCACAUUGUAAAAUUGUGAAAGCAGGACGAGACGUUUCAGGCAUGAUCGAAUCAGUUUAUUACCUUUCGAAUGAUUUGAUUGCCAGUGGAAAAGGGAGUAGUUGCAUAUUUUUGAGAACAUGGGUAUAUACUGUUGAUAUUACGUUGCUUACGUUGCUUACUUACUAUAUACAUUGGUAUAUAGUAUUUUGUUAUUACGUUGACGUGCUUACGGUGAAUAAAUCAACUGGAAGGCUGACCUUGGAGUGGAAAAUGGAUAAAGGACACUAACCAAAGUUCUGCUUUAGUCUGUAUGAAAUGAUCAGAUCUUUUUGUUUUUGACUUUUUAAGAAUAAAUCUCAAUUUUGGUAUCUGAAAGGAAUCUUUUUAAUGAUUCUAUUCAUGUAUAAAUCUGAAAGCGAUGUUUGGGUCCGUUGCUAAAUAAUAAUGUCGAUUCGAUGGUUUGUGUUGUUUGUUUUAAAACGGCAUUAUAUGAUGCGAAGCUUUUACGCAGCAGUUUUUUUUGUUGUUGUUGUUGUUCAUAACAGUCGAGUGCAAAAGUUUGUAUCCCCUCAUGGCUUUUGAAGGUGGAAAAAUAAAAACAUACCACUAGUUUACAAUCUAUCUACAAAAUUCCAUACUACAGUACAUCCACUUCUGAGUGGAUCCGAAAGCUGAUUCGAGGAAUCAAAAAAAUCUAAUUUAUUAAAGAAUAUUUAUAUCAUCGGUUCUGAACUGGUAUAAUUUUGUAUGUUUUCACUGUUAAUAUGUUAGCUUCUAUUAUUUGAAUAUUGAUUUGCUAUGAAAUUUUUUUUUUUUGUCCUAAGGGUAUGCAAACUUUUGCCCUGGACUGAUUAAAAAAAAGAAGUAAUUUUCCAAAUAAGAUGACCUGGUUGACAAUUAUGCCUCCAUAUUUAAAUGUAUUUCCUCGACCAAGGAAUAAAUACCACAAAAUAUA
Molecule: messenger RNA, 4965 nt
Organism: Ictalurus punctatus (channel catfish)
Lineage: Eukaryota; Metazoa; Chordata; Actinopteri; Siluriformes; Ictaluridae
Gene: lmcd1
Product: LIM and cysteine-rich domains 1
Exons: 6
Coding region: 49-1182 (377 amino acids)
Molecular function (GO): zinc ion binding
Source: RefSeq, a predicted model, not a curated record